CGUUGGCAAAACAUACAUUGUUGCCAGCAUCACAGUUGCAGUCACCUACGCUCUGGAUAACAUGAAACCAGCCUAACCAGCUCUGCUAGGGCGAGUAAAAUGGUCAGUGAACGGUUGUCUCACGGUAGCCAGUUAUCUCUCUCUGUAGCCAGUUAUCUCUCUCGGUAGCCAGUUACCUCUCUCGGUAGCCAGUUCGCUUGAGCGCAUGACGGUUGGUUCCAAGCAGCAGAGUAAAGGGAGGCGUUGUUGUCAUGACGACGCUACACAACUCACCGGAAGGAAAUGUGUUGCAAGCAGGAUGCCAGUAUACAUCAGAAAAGGGCCUGCAGAUAUCCCCGAGCCCCCCGACAGCGGCCACGGUGAUGACGAGGAGGAGUUGUUCCUGAGUGACCCUGAUCAACUCCAGGACCAGCUCCCCCAGCCGUUCAGAAUGAUAGACAAGGUCCUGGACAGACUUGUAGACAGGGCAUGGGACUUCAUCUCACAGAGAGAAACUGUCAGGGUCACAGAGCAAGCUAUUCAAACUAUACCCAUUAUGCAGGUCUCAGGGGACGUAAAGCUCCCUGUGAGGACCAACUGCGUGGCCUGCUCUGAGGAUGGCAGGUACAUCUUCCUGGGUCACCCCCACGGCCUGUCUGUUAUGGCUCAGCCCCAGGGUAUCACCACCUCCUCCUCUUCCUCUCCCUACUGUGUGCCAGUAUGGCAGGAGGACCAUGUAGAGAUCACCUCUCUUCACAUCACCUGUCUGGGGGAGAUGGUCUACCUGCUGGCAUCCCUGGAUGAUAUGGGUGUUGCCAGACUGUUUGCUUAUUACUCAGAAACCAGCCACCUGAUAAAAGUCAUGAAUGAAACAGAUGACCUCAACCAGAGAAGUGUCUGUGUGAAGUUUGAACUGUCCAGAGGAGGAGACUACGGAGCUGCUACCAUCAGCUGUAAUGGUUGUCAGUGUUUAGAGGUGUACAGAUUCCCUAAAGACUCCUGGCUGAAAGAGCUGUCCCAGCAUGCACCUGGAGUAGGAGAUACAGGCAAACUGUCUCCUGUCGCCAUGCUGAUGAAGAUCAAACCACCUAAACCUCACACAGGCUCUACCAUGAAGAGUCCAUUUGAGGUGUUGCAGAAGACCGAGGAUGGCAAUGUGAUUGGCUCAGGACAGAACCACCUGAUCAGCAGUCGCCAAUGGGAGGACCAGGACGCUGUGUUUAAGUCUGUAUACAGGAAGUACAUGGUUACUAACCCCAGCAACACUACAGACCCAGAGGACAGACCCAGCUGUGUGACCAGUCACUUCCUGCUUCCUGGAGGUCUGUUUCCUGUCCUGGGAGGAGUUAAGCCUCAGACAGGAGGAGUGGCUGUAGCUGUGUGUCUGUGGUGGAGCGGCAGACACAAUCUGCUGCAGUACUUACUGUGUAAAGCUCCCAGAGACAAACCAGACCCGGAGCCCAAGCCUGAUGCGUUGUGGCCUAAUGCCCAGGAGAUCCUGUGUUCUGCUGUUAGCAGCUGUACUAGACACAUAACUCUGGGACUGGUUACUGGACUGGUCACUGUCUGGGACAGACACUUAGGUCUUCCUCUGUCUGUUGUCUCAGUGGAAGCAGACAGUGUGUUCAGCAGCAUAAUAUUUGUGGAUUACUGGCCUAGUACGGCUACUGAGGAUGCCCUACACAGCCAGGGUCCGAACCACAGCAGCACACAGGUCCAUCUACUGGUCACCUGUAAGAGUGGAGCAUGUCAUCGAGUCGACGCAGGAAGAGGACUGGACUCUCAUAAUGUCACACAACUAUCAGAAAGACCAUCAGAUCCAGGCUGUUUCCCUGUGGUGACUGCUGCUGUUCCGUUCCUCCAGCGCCUGGCUCUGAUCAUGCAGAGGAAUGGGAAGAUCCUCCUCCAAGACAUGGUAGACAGGAGAGUAGUGUGCUGCUUCUCCCUCCCAGACACUCAUCUCCUGGCCAAUCCCUGGAAUCCUGUGUUUCUACUGGACCCCACACAGCAGUCUCUGCUCAUACCAGGUGAUCAGCGUCCCGGUCCUGACAGUGGGGAGGAGGGGGAGGACAGAGGGAGUCGACUCUUUGUGUUCCGUCUCCGAGAUGCUGCUGUCGUCAAGCCGUACAGACACGAAUAUGUCGGCAGAGCAUCAUCACCCCAGGGCCAAUCAGGGACAGGCACCUCUAACUUGGAGGAAACAUGCAACCUCUAUUUCCAACAAAGAGUUCCAUCUGUGGAGGAGAGAAACAAAGUCAUGACUGAGACAUGGAACCAGCUCCAAGAGCAUGCCGCCAUGGUGCUCUUACAGAACUGACAACAAGUUGUUACCAUCUAACAGAACUGACAACAAGCUGUUACCAUCUAACAGAACUGACAACAAGCUGUUACCCUCUUACAGAACCAACACCCUGUUACCAUUUUACAGAACCAACAGCCUGUUACCAUCUAACAGAACCAACACCCUGUUACCCUCUUACUGAACCAACACCCUGUUACUAUUUUACAGAACCAACACCCUGUUACCCUCUUACAGAACCAACACCCUGUUACCAUUUUACAGAACCAACAGCCUGUUACCAUCUAACAGAACCAACACCCUUUUACCCUCUUACUGAACCAACACCCUGUUACUAUUUUACAGAACCAACACCCUGUUCCCCUCUUACAGAACCAACACCCUGUUCCCCUCUUACAGAACCAACACCCUGUUCCCGUCUUAUAGAACCAACACCCUGUUUCCAUUUUACAGAACCAACACCCUGUUACUCUCUUACAGAACCAACAGCCUGUUACCAUCUUACAGAACCAACACCCUGUUACCCUCUUACAGAACCAACACCCUGUUACCAUCUUACAGAACCAACACCCUGUUACCCUCUUACAGAACCAACACCCUGUUACCAUCUUACAGAACCAACACCCUGUUCCCCUCUUACAGAACCAACACCCUGUUACCAUCUUACAGAACCAACACCCUGUUCCCCUCUUACAGAACCAACACCCUGUUACCCUCUUACUGGACCAACACCCUCUUACUAUUUUACAGAACCAACACCCUGUUCCCCUCUUACAGAACCAACACCCUGUUCCCCUCUUACAGAACCAACACCCUUUUACUAUUUUACAGAACCAACACCCUGUUCCCCUCUUACAGAACCAACACCCUGUUCCCCUCUUACAGAACCAACACCCUGUUCCCGUCUUACAGAACCAACACCCUGUUCCCCUCUUACAGAACCAACACCCUGUUACCCUCUUACUGGACCAACACCCUCUUACUAUUUUACAGAACCAACACCCUGUUCCCCUCUUACAGAACCAACACCCUGUUCCCCUCUUACAGAACCAACACCCUUUUACUAUUUUACAGAACCAACACCCUGUUCCCCUCUUACAGAACCAACACCCUGUUCCCCUCUUACAGAACCAACACCCUGUUCCCGUCUUACAGAACCAACACCCUGUUCCCCUCUUACAGAACCAACACCAUGGUCCCGUCUUACAGAACCAACACCCUGUUCCCCUCUUACAGAACCAACACCCUGUUCCCCUCUUACAGAACCAACACCCUGUUCCCGUCUUACAGAACCAACACCCUGUUCCCCUCUUACAGAACCACCACAAGCAGGACAUUACCACGUCCACAUGUCUUCCGUCACUACAUAGACUGACACAUGAAAACCUACAGGAUAUAUUGAUU
This is a messenger RNA of Oncorhynchus kisutch (coho salmon), 3682 nucleotides long. RefSeq names its product WD repeat-containing protein 93. NCBI's taxonomy places the organism in Eukaryota, Metazoa, Chordata, Actinopteri, Salmoniformes, Salmonidae. Gene Ontology annotation, biological process: electron transport chain. The transcript is spliced from 15 exons. Gene Ontology annotation, cellular component: respiratory chain complex I. The record is from RefSeq and is a predicted model, not a curated record. Bases 206 to 2296 code for a protein of 696 amino acids.